Molecule: messenger RNA, 1389 nt
Organism: Sciurus carolinensis (gray squirrel)
Lineage: Eukaryota; Metazoa; Chordata; Mammalia; Rodentia; Sciuridae
Product: 2-acylglycerol O-acyltransferase 2-B-like
Exons: 6
Coding region: 79-1239 (386 amino acids)
Biological process (GO): diacylglycerol biosynthetic process; triglyceride biosynthetic process
Cellular component (GO): endoplasmic reticulum membrane
Molecular function (GO): diacylglycerol O-acyltransferase activity
Source: RefSeq, a predicted model, not a curated record
GUCAAGGUCAGUGGAUUGGGCCAAAAGGGGGGUCAUUAAGCGGGUGCAGACUGUCUUCCUCCCACUCCCUGCUGCAGUAUGGAGGCCUCUCCCAGGUUCCUUUGCGGGGGUCUCCAAGCCUUCGCAGUCCUGCAGUGGGUCUUCUCCUUCUUGGGACUUGGCUCCGUGUGCCUGGUGGCCUUGCUCCUUGCUCUCCUCAGCCGGGCCUGGAUCCUCGUGGUCCUUUACCUGCUCUGGCUCUAUGGGGACAGGAACACACCCAGGGUUGGAGGCCGGCGCUCUGCCUGGGUUCGAAACUGGGCGAUCUGGAGACAUUUCCGUGACUACUUCCCCAUAUCGCUAGUUAAAACCGCAGAGUUGGAUCCCUGCCGGAACUACCUCUUUGGCUUCCACCCUCACGGGGUCCUGGUUGUGGGGGCCUUUGGCAACUUCUGUACAGAGGCCACUGGUUUCUCCCGCCUCUUCCCGGGCCUCAGGCCACACCUGCUCAUGUUGCCUUGCUGGUUCCAAAUCCCUAUCUUCCGGGACUACAUUAUGACUAGUGGGUUGGUCUCCUCUGACAAGGCCAGCGUUUCCUAUCUGUUGUCCUGUUCUGGGGGCGGCCAGGUGGCCGUCCUGGCCGUGGGAGGGCCCCUGGAGGCGUUGGAGGCAAAGCCCGGAGCAUUGAGCUUGCGGAUCCGGAAUCAGAAAGGAUUCGUUAAGGUGGCCCUGGAACACGGGGCCGCGCUGGUGCCUGUCUUCUCCUUUGGGGAGAAUGAGCUCUUCCGGCAGUUGCCAAACCCCCCGGGCUCCUGCGUGCGGAGGGCGCAGGAGGCGCUGCAGUCACUGCUGAGCGUGGCCCUGCCGCUGUUCCACGGCCGCCUGGGCCUCCUGAUGCCCUUCCGCUCGCCCAUCCACACCGUCGAUCCCUGCGGCCGGCUGGCUGGGGGCGGCCCGAGCAUCCUAGCGACCGGCCCUUCAUCGUGUUCCUCCCCCAGUGGGCGCAGCGAUUCCGGUGCAGCGAAGCCCGCGGCCCAGCCGGGCGCAAGUGGACGCGCUGCACGCGCUCUACGUGGAGCGGCUCACGCAGUUGUUCGAGGAACACAAGGAGCGCUACGGAGUCCCUGCAGACAGGCACCUGGUCCUCACCUAGGCGCGCCCUCCCGGCCCUGCCCCUUCCCCUCGGUGACCGCAGGUGGGGGAGUGGAAUUAAAGAUGGGAACAGAGCGCCGCGUUUGUGUGUUUGUGCCUGGUGUGUGAGUUCGGGGCGCGCCCGGCACUCCUGGGGAGCCCUGACUCUUCCAGAGACCUCAAAUAACCCGGUCGAGGGCCUCGGCUCGGCUGUGGUGGAGAUCAAAGCCUGGUUGGGGCCCAGCCCCCACCCCCAACGUCGCCUGGGACCCAGUGAGG